AUGGGAUCUGCACCGCUGUCCGAUCUGCCGGCGCUGAAGAACAGCCCCAAGUACAUCUUUUUCACGGAUUUCGAUGGCACAAUCACUCUGCAAGAUAGCAAUGACUUUAUGACCGACAACAUCGGAUUUGGCACCGCCCUGCGCAAGAAGGGCAAUGAGGAUGUGCUUCAAGGCCGCCGCGACUUUAGGGACAGCUUCCAGGAGAUGAUGGAUAGCAUUAGCGCACCGUACAACGAGUGCAUUGACCUGCUGCUGAAGAACAUCCAGUUGGACCCGGGCUUCAAGAAGUUCCAUGCGUACGCCAGGGCGAACAACAUCCCUAUUGUUGUCCUAAGCGGUGGAAUGACGCCCGUUAUCAGAGGGCUGCUUGGACAUCUCCUGGGCGAGGAGGCCGCCAGUGAGCUGCAGAUUGUGAGCAAUGACGUGAAGGCCCGGCCGGGCAAGGACAUUAACGAGGAGAGGGGCUGGGAGAUUGUUUUCCACGAUGAUUCCGGCUUCGGCCACGACAAGUCCCUGGAGAUCCGGAAGUAUUCCAGCUUGCCGCAGAGUGAGCGGCCGUAUCUCUUCUACGCCGGUGAUGGUGUAUCAGAUCUGUCCGCCGCGAAAGAGACAGAUUUGAUGUUCGCAAAGGCCGGGCGAGAUCUCGUCGUGUACUGCGAGAAGGAGCAUGUUCCUUUCACCACCUUUACGAACUUCUCUGAUAUCCUGUCAGUUGUGAAGGACGUCGUCUCUGGAAAGGUGAGCGUCAAGGACACUGCGGGCGGUCGGCGACCGACAUAUCCACCAAGUUUGUUCCUCUUCACUCCAUAUUCCAAGGGCUCCAGAUACAUCAUGGCCGCCUCCACUACCGCUGUUGCCAAGAAAGGCGACUUUGCGAUUGAUCCUGACCAGGCAUUGAAAGCGUCGAAAGCGCUCCUGGCGCACAUUAAGAAAACUGCCGAGGAGACAGCAUCCAACUCAAACAAGAAGAAUCUCCUCGAUUCUGCGGAUGACGGCCAGAGCCUGUCUGUGGCAGAGACGCCAGUCUGGCUGACUGUCACCACCAAGCGACACAUCCACGAUUCCAAGGCCCUGAAGCCCAACAAGAUCUACCUCCCCCACCCUCUGCAUACCGACACCGAGUCUAGCAUUUGCCUGAUAGUGGCAGAUCCUCAGAGGCACUACAAGAAUGUGGUUGCGUCAGAAGAGUUCCCCGAGGAACUCCGAAAGCGCGUGACCAGGGUCAUCGACUACAAACACUUGACUGCCAAGGUGAAGCAGUAUGAGGCACAGCGCAAGCUCCUCGCCGAGCACGACAUCUUCCUCGCCGAUGACCGCAUCAUCAACCGGCUACCAAAAGCCAUCAGUGUCUUCUACAAGUCCACAACCAAGCGGCCGAUACCAGUGGUUUUCCAGAGUAAAAAGCCCAAGGAACAGGGCAAGCGAGUAAAGAGAGACCCCAACGAGAUCAACUGCCGCCCAGUAACGGAGAUCGCUGCUGAGAUUCAGAAGGCGAUUGGCGCUGCCCUUGUGAACCUGUCUGCGUCGACCAACACUGCUGUCAAAGUCGGCUACGCGGGCAUGCAACCGAAGGCACUGUCCGAAAACAUUGUCAAAGUAGCCAAUGAAAUGGCGAACAAGUUCGUGCCGAAGAAGAAGAAUGGCAUAAAGAGCAUGUUUGUCAAGGGCCCUGAAACUGUGGCACUGCCGAUCUGGCAGGACGAGGAGCUUUGGGUGGACGCAGAGACCGAUGUCGUCGCGAAUGGAUCCGAAAAGGCAAAGGCGAUCGAGGCAAGAAAGGAGCAGGCUAACGUUGGAAAGAAACGAAAGUCACUGGAUGCGGCCUCAGACGACGAGCCCAAGACCAAGAAGGCCAAGAAGGAAGCCGUGCCUGAGAGCAAUGACGAUAAGCUCGACAAGCAGAUUUCCGAGCGCAAAUCCAAGCUUCGUAAUGCGAAGAAGAAGGCCAAGUCAGCCAUGGAGGACUGA
This is a messenger RNA of Diaporthe amygdali, 1968 nucleotides long. Its product is annotated as Pdp3-interacting factor 1. The record is from RefSeq and is a predicted model, not a curated record. NCBI's taxonomy places the organism in Eukaryota, Fungi, Ascomycota, Sordariomycetes, Diaporthales, Diaporthaceae. The coding region runs from base 1 to 1968 and encodes 655 amino acids. The transcript has 4 exons. Gene Ontology annotation, molecular function: phosphatase activity.